Messenger RNA from Mizuhopecten yessoensis (Yesso scallop), 8372 nucleotides. RefSeq lists its product as uncharacterized. The transcript is spliced from 5 exons. Bases 259 to 5235 code for a protein of 1658 amino acids. The record is from RefSeq and is a predicted model, not a curated record. NCBI's taxonomy places the organism in Eukaryota, Metazoa, Mollusca, Bivalvia, Pectinida, Pectinidae. Gene Ontology annotation, cellular component: cytoplasm.
CUUUUCGCCAUCGUAUUAUCCCAAUUAUGUCAUCUGUGUAUUAAAAGUAGCACAUUUAGAUAGGGUUUGUGAUGUUAAUGAUGUAUACAUGUACCUGUCCCGAAUAGGAAGGCGGGUUUCGAUCGGCCGAUGAACAAGGAAGAAGACAUUCCUAUCGCGGAAAACAUGGCAACUUCAGAUCAAGAAAAGGGUUGACCUUCCUAUCACGGAAUAUUGCGGAGCACUGCACAUUUUAUUGAAGUGAUACCUAAAAAAAACAUGGCAACUUCAGAUCAAGAAAAGGGGGGAGUGAUCGUAAAGAUCAUAAACUACCUCGGCAAUCAGAGUGUUCAAGUAGGAGAUUGUAACACCAUGCAGAUUGCUGAACUGUUAUCCGGAAAAACAGAUCUUACAAAGGAAGGGCUUGACAGAGAUGAUCUUCUCCAGGGUUCGCUCAACAGUAUUCUAAAUCCAAAACAUUCAAAAGCUCAAAAUCCAAUGCAACUCAAAAAGCUAGAGAAGAAAUUUACAGAAACAUUCGGAGACAAUUUACCAGCAGGAAAGAAAACUUUCGCAAGUGCCGCGGGUAUUUCCCUGGACUCAUUCCUUCAAAGACAUAAUGAUUCCUACGAGACAUUCAUUACAUCAAAGGGAAAGACAAUGGUGCAGCAAAGACAGACAAGACUAACCAAGUCUGAUUUAUUUUCCGGUGUCAGCAGUGAAACGCAGGUUAAAGACAGGGACCCAAAACAUAGAGUCAAGAGGUGUGAUACUGCUGGGAAUAUUGUUACUCAACAGAAAGGCAAAGCGCUUGACGGCGGUGGAAAUCAAAGUGUGUCAAUUACCGGACAAGUUUGCCAAAGCGACAAUAAUUCUGAAGAGUGGAAAACUGUUUCUAGUAAACGGCACAAAAAAUUGACGAAAACAACGAAACAAAGCAUCAAGUCAGGCGAACAUAAAAGCAUGGAAACAAAACAACACGAGUGUAUAGACCCUUGGAAAACAUUCAUGUCACCUCUUCUCGAGAGGAGAAACAGACAAGAUUUGAAGUUUGUGUCAGACGGGGGCAUCUAUUUCCAGAAUUUCCUCUUGUUUACUAUCGAUGUUAUAAGUAUGUGGAAUACCCCGAAGGAGGCUUCAUCUUAUAUAAUCAUCGGUAUCGUUGAUAAUGGAGCGGAUGGAUCAGUGCCUUACGCUAUCUCAGGAAUGAAGAAAAGUCGCACUAUUGAACAUUUCAAGAAAAUCUUUUUGUAUGACUGUAUAAUCGGCAGUGUUCCAGAGUUCUCAUAUUCUGAGGUAUUGCUUGGAAAUGAUGCAGUGGGCGUCAUUGAAAUAUUCAGCAGUCGAGGAAAUCAAACUCCAUGCGUUCUUAGCUGCGACCGGGAAAAUAACGCUCUGACAACACGAGAAGGAGACAUGUGGAUUCGAAAGGGCGCAUCGAAUAUUGUUUGCAAACCUACAGAUGAAACUUUUGCAAAAGUGUAUCGUUGGUUUGCAGAAAGUCAUGUAGAGAAUGCAAAUCACACAGUCGCCUCUGCAAAUGAACAAUAUCUUAUGGAAGAAGCGAAGAGAAAAGAAGAUCCGAUUAAUUUUGUUCAUUUGAGACAGCCCAAUGCAAUUUCGAAGAAUACAGCCAAUGAAUUAAAAGUUUGCACAUCAGUGGAUCAGAUGCUUGAUGCAGUAAACAACUUCCGCAAAGGUCAUUAUGUUCUCUUUGCUGGUGAUGUACCAGGUGUACUCACAAACAUUGAUGCAAUCGCAUUGGUACCGUGGCUAACGGUUUUUGAUUUCGAUCCUUACAGCAGAGACGGUGGGCUUCUUUGUUCAAAUGAAGAACCUCUGUCCAAAAGGACAUCUCUUCAGAUCACAACAUGGAAAACAAUCAACAAACCUGUUUCGGAGUAUGGAACCAAUUGGUGUUUCGUACGUGGAUCAAGGGACGACCCUGAAAGCCGACAAAGUUUCCAAGAACCGGACGAUCUUCGAAACUGGAGUCGUAAAAUCAAACCAUUUGUUGAUCCUUACUUGGAUAAUAUGCAAGCCUUUAUCGCAGAUUACACAGUCCUUACCUCAGUCGUGAUAUGGCCAAAAGACGAACAGAUGCUCCCUCACAUUCUGAAAAUGGUAAACAAGCUAGAUGAAAACAUUGAUCCUCCUCCAAAACUUGUUAUUAUCCUUGAUUCAGAACCCAGUACAGAAGCAGGGAAAACAAGCUUUUGCAUGUUGUGUGACGAACAGAACGAAAACUUAACUCUCAUUCGAAUGAAAUUAAGCGAUGUUCUCGAUGGGUUGACUCGCACGCUUAAAAGAUUUGAAAAAGCUCGUGAAAAUGCAUAUGACCUUCCUGCAGCCGACCAAAGCGAUGCCUGCAUAUCGGAUAGAGAUGUCUCAUGGGUCCGAGAACAUUUGAAUGUCUUGUUCAAAUCAAGCCCAUUUGUACACGGAGAAAACGAUAUCGAAUUCCUACAAGAAGAAAGCGACAAUUUCCAUCGUGGUGGAACACUAGAUUGGCGCACUUGGUAUGCAUGUAAAGCAGGUCAUUUUGAUGCAGAGAGAGACAUUUACAAAAACGGCAAGGCAGCCAUUGAGUUAAAUAUUCAAAAUAACAAAUCAGGUAUGGUGACUUUGUGUCAUGCGCCGGGUGCUGGAGGCACAACGUUAGCCCAACGUCUUGCCUGGGAUUUUCAUGAGAAAGUUCCAACGGUGCAUGUUAGGAAGAACAGCAUCAACUUGAUGGAUAUCGUCUCUAGAAUUGAGUUCAUCUACAUUAAGACGCGCAAACCUGUUUUGCUACUUAUUGAUGGCGAAGAUGAGACCAAGGUAUUUCAUCUGAUGCAGUAUCUGAAAACCAGUUGCAUUUCAAUCAUACUAUUUGUGAAGAGAUGUCUUCGUAGACCCCAAUCUUACAAAGGGGAACCUGAAAAGCUAUGGUUAAGUGGCAUCGUGUCUGCAAUGGAAGCAAAGCAGUUGACGCUGAAGUUGACAACUCACUGCAAGGAUGAUGAAGGUAAGAAAAGGGCUCUGGUCAGACUGUGUAAGGAGACAGAGCAGGGAAAACAACACCACCUCAUCAAUUUCGGUCUCACUGUUUUCAUGCAUGAAUUCAAGGGUGUAUCAUCGUUCGUAAAAGGCUACUUGCCUGUUACAGAGCACGGCACAUCGCCUGCAAUGGAUCAAAAAAUACUGCUUUAUCUAGCACUUGCUUAUUUCUAUGGUCAUUCAUCAAUCCCGUGUCAAUUCUUCAACGAACUGCUCUGCUUGCCGGCAAACUAUUAUGUCGAUCUGGAAGAUUUUCCGCAUCCGAUCCAGUCAUUUGUUGUUGAAGAUGAAGGAGCAGGUAAGAAAUCAAACAUCCGGAUUUGUCAUAAUUUGGUUGCAAAGGAAAUCCUUGAUCAUAUUUUGACAAGAGGAAAAAAAUCAAAAUACUUAAGGCAAGAUGGACUUUCUGGACCUGCACGACACAGACUUGCAUCUCUAUGUCUAGAUUUCAUAAGCUAUGCAAGUAGAAGGGAAAAGAGAAGUUCUGCCUCAGCAAAUACCGUUGUCAACUGCUUGAAACGAAUCUUCAUAGUUCGGGAGACAAUUGAUAUGACAGGGAAAUCCGAACAUCUGACCAGAAGGCCUCUUAUUUCAAAUGUUCUGUUGGAGAUUGAGUCACAACCGCCGAUGUUUUGCGAAAGAGCAGAGGUUUUAAAGAAACUUGCUGAAGCUUUUCCUGACGACCCAAUUUUCCUUGCUCAUCUCGGAAGAUUUUAUGCUAACUGCCUUCCACACAAAGAAAAAGAAGCCGAGAAGUGCUUUGUCAAGUCUCUUGAAUUGUGUGAGGUACCUACUAAAGGCAUAAAUACAGGUGAAGGGAAACUAUAUGACAGAUGGAAGCAUUCUCUUAUGUAUAUCUACCAUAUGUAUGGUACGUUUCUGCUGAAACGAAUCAAACGUGACACUGGUAAUGGCACCUUCGACGAUGUUGCCAAUAGCUUGGAAACAGGAAAAUCGUCCGGCAGCAUAGAGGAUCUCCUUGCCUUGGUACAACAAGCAUGCUUGCUGUUCGAAAACUCCCGAAAGUACACGCCUGUUGGUCAUGAGAGUGGUUACGGGUAUACCGGCGAAAUUGAAGUCCGUCUCCACUUGUGUGAUUUCCUUCAAAAAGAAGAAACGGUCACUGUUCUCGACAACACACUUCCGGCGUGCACAUCCACUCGUGAAAGAGCGGAUGUCUUCAUCCGCAAAAGUAUCCCUAUUAUAGAUCAAUUGAUCAACGAAUGUACGAAGGAAUCAACUGGUCAAAAGGAAAUCGGAUACUACAUUAACAAGUACACCUGCUGGUAUGAUCGUCUGUUUAGAGGAAAGAAGGUUGCGUUGGAACAUCCAGAGGAUUGUCAAGACAUUGAUUCCUGUCGAUUGAAAAUUUCCAUGACAAAACUCAGCAGCAAAACUGGAACCAGAAAUAGCUGCAACAUCAUCGACAACAUCAGGGGGAAAGGGCAGAUAGACGACACCGUAAAAUUGUAUGAAAGAAUUUUUGAAAUAGUUGACCACUGUGACACGUAUAGAGAGAAGAAGGCCCUUGAAACAAACCUGGUCGAUUGGUUGAGAGCAAUUAGACAUAGGGAGAUGACGGAGGAAUAUAGUAUUGAGAAAGUUCUUGUAGAGGUGGCGAAAAUCAAUAAUCUUCUUUCGUCACCAGUUUCGAAGUUUUACAUCUUCGUCCUACAGAGUCUACUUGGAUUUGGAAUUUGCUCGAAGUCAGGACAUGUCGAUACCGGGGCUCUUUAUGACGCCAAACAACUAAAGCUGGAACUCAAAGCAUCUGGGAGUUUUGUACUGAAGCCCAAACACCCAAGGGAAUGGGUAGGGAAUUCUGAAAAUGGAAUAAAAUGUCUUCUCCCUGGAUCUCAAUGCAUGUCGCUGUUACAGGUUUUCAAGGGAUCCAUAUGCCAUCCGAACAAGAAAAGAUUCGCUGGGUUUAUCAAUCUAGACCUGGGAGAAAACACGUGUCCGGUAGAAGUCUUCUUCAUACCAGAUGUUGUCAGUAUGGCUGGCUCACAGCAUGUGGGACGCAGGGUUGAAUUUACUCUCGCAUUCAGCAUUGAAAAUGGAUACGAGGCUUUCCACGUGACUUAUCUUAAGAAAUACAAAUGCACCAAUUUUCCGUGCGGUGGAAGAGUUGAAAUCACUUCAGCUGAUGAGUUUGGAGUUUGCUGUGCUUGUAAUCGGAAAGUGUGCAGAAAUGACUUCUUUGAGGAAACAAACUGAGGCAUGAAUGUGAACCGGACAAUUUUAUCUGGAAAGCAAACAAAACGAUGUUCCCAGUACUUUGUGAAUUUUCUUCCAAUUCCAAUAUUAGUCCGGUAUGUGACAGAAGAGAAUGCUAGGUAUGUGUUGACACAAUGUACGUAUACGCACGUACUGUUUUCAUGACUGAGAAAAUAUUACCACCACCAAUAUUAACUUUGUACACAGUAACCAAGUCACCCCCAAUAUGAACUUUGUACACAGUAACCAGAUCUACCGUUUAUUGCAAGGGAUAGUAUCUCUUGAAAGAUUCUUUUUAAAUAUCAGCAUCCGUGCCACGAAUGCUUUACAUAUCGGGUGAUAAAACGUGGCUCUACUUAUAUGUUGUUUGUAAAUAAGGGAAAUAUCUUUUUUUGACAUACAUUAGUCUGUAGUUAAGAUUGAUCUGUUUUGUUGUACAGAAUGCAGAAAAUGUACACUUUAAAAAAUGGGUACAUAUAUUUUUUUUUGUAGCAUGUACGUUUUUAUGUACAGUAUAGUUAAUAACCUGGUAGGUGUAAAUAGAUCAGAGCAUUUGUCCUGAGGUACAAUAAGGAAUUCCAUCCUCGAUACCCAGGGGUUACGCUCACUAACGCUCCCGCAGCGAGAGCUUAAGUGAGCGUAAUCCUGGAAUAUCGAGGCUGACAGAAUUCGGAAGCGGGAAACGUAUGCCUUCUCCUUCCUUCGCAAAGGGAUAAUUAUUCUGGUAUAUCGCACACCCACACAGUAAAUUCAACAGAAGUUAUUUAUAUAAUUAUAUAGAUAGAAAUUAAGAAUCCUCACAGAUUAUUAUGAAAUAAGAGAAAAAGAGGAACUGUUUCGUUUGUAGAUAUUGUUUGUGAUGUCUGUGAUAGCAGAGAAUAGCGACAGUACAAACAAAGAUAACGUGUAAACGUUCCAACGUCACAAGCCUCUUCAAUUUGAGGUUUUGCUUAACUUUCUACUGUGAAUUAAUGUAAGUAUGUUGUAAGUUUAUGUACAUUGUCUAUCAAACUCAGAUUGAGGUAUAGGCUCAAAACUUUGGCAAAAUGGUACCGUAAAUGUAAUUUCACCAGAGUUGUUUUAUUUAUCUGGUAGCAACAUGUUAAUAUGUAAUAACAUUAUUUGAUUUAAUAUUAAACCUCAUAUUUGUAAAUAAUUACAUUAUAUGAAAUUACAUGAGUUAGAUCUUAGCAAUAUACAGGUAUAGUGCAAUCUGGAAGAACUCAGUGUUUGUAGAGAACAAGUAUCAUCUACAGACUAUGAGUUACUCUUUCAUGACUUCUGGUAACUUUUAACAUGAUAAGACAAAACAACCUUGCCAGUAUUUUGAAUACAGCAUUCUCACUUCACAAUCUAUUUGUAAUUGUUAUAUUUUUAAAUUGUAAACAAAAUAUCCACCAAAUCAUCAGAUUCCUUUACUCAUUAUACUUUUUCAUCAUUAGAAAGUUACUGAAGUUUUAAUUCAAAUUGAAUUUAAAACGUUACUGUGUUCAAAACUAUAAAUCAUUCAUUCAACGCCAUUUUAUGUGGUGCACGCAUAACUGUAAUAGACAGAGAAACUUUGAUUUUUGAUUCCAAGGCUAACUCAAAUCAGCAAAAUAAUAUCACGCUAAAAUUGUAAGUUUUAUUAAGAUUCUCAAAAUUGGAAAGCCAGAUUUACUGUAGUAGAUUGUUAUUAAUGUUUCUUUUUAUCGAAUAAUACAUUUAACGUAUUCAAUACAUGGAGUAGGUACACAUUUGUUCUAGCACGGAAUUAGAUUGCUAUCUAAGUCAGCGGUUCUAGUGAAUAUGUUUUCCCCUCUCAAGAGGUGAAAGUACUAGGAAGCACUAAGGAAUUAUUUUCAUCAUUUUUUUAAAUAUGUGUAAGCAUUGUAUUUAUUCGUUGUUGUAACAUUUCAUUUAACAACUGUUAAUUCUUUUAACAACUGUAUUUUCUAUUCUUCAUGAUUUUGUGAAUUUCUUCAAUUUCGUAAAUACUGAAUUUUGUGUUUGUCCUUAAUUGAUUUACAAACAGUGGAAUCUACCAUACCAUUGAUUUGUCACAUCAGAGACGUAUAUUUUCUUAUAGUGGUAAAGAGUUUUAAACGUGCCUCUGAGCGACAUGAUUAACCACUGUUUUGAUAAAUCAGAGUUCCCUUGCAGACUCAAUUAAGGAGGCACAGGUAGUUCCUGUUUUUUAGAAAAAGAUAUUUUAGAUAAACAAAACUACCGACCAGUCAGCAUUUUACCUUGUAUAUCGAAAAUUUUUGAAAGAACCAUGUGUGAUCAACUGACUGCCUUUUUUAGUAAUGUUUUUCAUCCUUUCCUUGCAUCCUUCCGACCAGGAUGUGGGUGUCAAUCCACCCUGUUGCGACUUGUUGAUGAUUGGUGUAGAGCCCUGGACAACCAUGAGUAUGUCACUGCCAUACUGAUGGACCUCUCCAAGGCUUUUGACUGUCUUCCUCAUAACUUGUUGGUCGGGAAGCUGGAGGCCUAUGGCCUGAGCAAAGCCUCAGUUAACCUGGUGUCCAGCUACCUGAGCAGCAGGAAGCAGCAGGUAAAAAUUGGCUACAAAUGCGGUGACUGGCUGGAAGUGCUGAAGGGAGUACCCCAUGGUUCUAUUUUAGGACCUUGCUUUUUAAUGAAUUUGUAAAUGAUAUGUUUUUUAUAUGUGACAACCUGAAAAUUAUAUAACUAUGCAGACGACAACACUGUCAGUGAAUCGAAUAAAGACCCAUUAUUUUAUACAUAAUGAUCACAACUCAUCCUUCAGACACUUACUCAGUAUUACCAACAGCGACAGGCUUCAUGUUAGGCGUCUGAAGGAAAUGGGUUGUGAGAUUUUUAAAAUUAUAAACAAAAUUUCUCCUGAAUAUAUUCAUAAUCUUGUAAAUAUUAAGAUGAUUAAUUAUGCCUUCAGGAAACAAAAUAUUGCAGAGGUGCCCAGGGUCAACAAUGUGAAGUAUGGACAUACACCAUUUGCUUUUGAGGCCGCCCGGGUGUGGAACGGUCUCCCAAAUGACUUCCGAAAAGUUGAAAACUUCAAAGAAUUCAGGAGGCUGGUCCAUUUCUGGGAUGACCCCAUCUGUCUUUGCAAUAUCUGCAAAGAGUGAUACUUCAUACUGUGCCCUGGUUACCUCUACCACCUGACAUUUUGG